This is a messenger RNA of Theobroma cacao (cacao), 573 nucleotides long. The record is from RefSeq and is a predicted model, not a curated record. Lineage: Eukaryota; Viridiplantae; Streptophyta; Magnoliopsida; Malvales; Malvaceae.
AUGGAUGACUAUGAUAUGAUUGGGAACUUGCAUGACCUCAUUGAGGGUGAAUGUGUGGCUAGAAGGACCAUGAUGCAUCAAUUAUGGACAACAUCAAGGCAAAAAGAAUCCUUAUGGCUUCAAAAGUCAAAGAUUCAGUGGCUUAAGGAAGGGGACAAGAAUACUUAUUUCUUUCAAUGCACUGCGAAAGCUCGAUCACGUAGGAAUCUCAUAGCAAGUGUCAUGGUUGAUGGUUAUUGGGUUUUUAAGCUUAAUGGCAUCCACAAUACUGUUUAUGAUUACUUCAGAAAUCUUUUCAACAUCACCCAAUGGUCACAGCCUGUUUUUCAAGAAUUACAUUUCAAGAAAAUUAGUCUAUAUGAUGCUUUUAAUUUAAAGGCUCCCCCAUCUGUGGAUGAACUAAAAGACAUAGUUUGGAGUUGUGAUGGCUUUAAGGCUCUUGACCUUGACAGUUUCAACCUAAACUUUUACAAGAAAAAUUGGGUCAUGGUUAAGCAUGACCUCUUUGUUAUGAUUGCGGAUUUUAUGAUAACCGGUAAACUUGAAAAGGACCUUCACGGCUCUCAUUCCUAA